Orbilia oligospora ATCC 24927 is the source of this 1455-nucleotide messenger RNA. RefSeq lists its product as uncharacterized. The transcript is spliced from 8 exons. Gene Ontology annotation, cellular component: mitochondrion. NCBI's taxonomy places the organism in Eukaryota, Fungi, Ascomycota, Orbiliomycetes, Orbiliales, Orbiliaceae. Gene Ontology annotation, molecular function: metal ion binding; metalloendopeptidase activity. The record is from RefSeq and is a predicted model, not a curated record. The coding region runs from base 1 to 1455 and encodes 484 amino acids.
AUGGCUGCUACCCGUCAGGCCCUAUCGCGACUGGCUCUUCCAAGAGCCGGUCUCACAAAGUCCAUUCUCAAGCCUUCCCGGGCCGCCAGGGCAUUUGCGUCCCCCGCCACCACUGCCCCCGCCACAUGGACCCCAAAUAAGACCGAGACCACCACCUUGAGCAAUGGCUUCACGAUAGCCACAGAAUCGAAUCCCGGUCAACAGACCGCUACCGUUGGUGUUUGGAUCGAUGCCGGAAGCAGAGCGGAGACCGAUGCCAACAAUGGAACUGCUCAUUUCCUCGAGCAUCUUGCCUUCAAGGGAACAAAAAGCAGGACACAAAAUCAACUUGAGCUUGAGAUUGAGAACAUGGGUGGUCAUUUGAACGCAUACACAUCGCGGGAAAACACUGUUUACUACGCCAAAGCCUUCAAGAACGACGUAGCCAAGAGCGUCGAGAUCCUCUCCGAUAUCCUCCAGAACUCUCGUCUUGACGAAUCUGCCAUCGAAAGAGAACGUGAGGUUAUCCUUCGCGAACAGGAGGAAGUUGACAAGCAGCUCGAGGAAGUUGUUUUCGACCAUCUCCACGCCACCGCUUUCCAGGGUCAGCCUCUCGGCCGAACCAUCCUCGGACCUAAGGAGAACAUCCUCGCCAUCCAGCGUCAAGAUCUCGUCGACUACAUCAAGAAGAACUACACUGCUGACAGGAUGGUUCUUGUCGGAGCUGGUGGUGUCGACCACGGUGAACUCGUCAAGCUCGCCGAGAAGCACUUCGGAAACCUUCAGUCCUCGCCCGUACCAACUGUCUUUGGAUCUGCCCGAACUGAGGUCCCAGACUUCGUCGGUUCUGAAGUCAGAAUCAGAGAUGAUGCUUACCCAACCGCCCACAUUGCCAUUGCCGUUGAGGGUGUCAGCUGGAAGGAUGACAACUACUUCACUGCCUUGGUUGCCCAGGCCAUCAUCGGAAACUGGGACAGGGCUAUGGGUAAUGCUCCUUUCUUGGGAAGCAAGUUGGCCAGCUUUGUGCACAAGCACCACCUUGCCAACAGCUUCAUGAGCUUCAGCACCAGCUACAGCGAUACCGGUCUCUGGGGUAUCUACCUCGUCACCGACCAUUUGGCUGAAAUCGAUGAUCUUGUUCACUUCGCUUUGAGAGAAUGGACCCGUCUCGCCACCUCAGUUGACGAAUCCGAAGUUGAGCGUGCAAAGGCCCAGCUCAAGGCCUCCCUCCUCCUCUCCCUCGAUGGUACUACUGCCAUCGCCGAGGAUAUUGGCCGACAGCUAGUUACCACUGGUCGCCGUAUGACACCCGGUGAAGUUGAGAGAGUCGUUGGAGCUAUUACCCCCAAGGACGUCAUGAAGUUCGCCGAGAAGCACAUUUGGGACCAGGACAUUGCCAUCAGCGCGUUCGGCAGUGUUGAGGGUUUGUUCGAUUACCAGAGGAUCAGAAACGACAUGACCCGUAUGUUCUCGUAA